Messenger RNA from Camelina sativa (false flax), 2280 nucleotides. Its product is annotated as putative amino-acid acetyltransferase NAGS1, chloroplastic. Gene Ontology annotation, cellular component: cytoplasm. Gene Ontology annotation, biological process: L-arginine biosynthetic process. The record is from RefSeq and is a predicted model, not a curated record. Lineage: Eukaryota; Viridiplantae; Streptophyta; Magnoliopsida; Brassicales; Brassicaceae. Gene Ontology annotation, molecular function: L-glutamate N-acetyltransferase activity, acting on acetyl-CoA as donor.
CGUUUUUGAUGAUUCCUUCCCAAAACUUUUUCUUCUUCUUCUUCUUCUUUCCUCCACCGAUCAAUCCACCAUUGUUUCCAAAUUUAUUCUGAUUCUGUAAAAAUUUCAUAUUUAAAAAUGACGGAGCGAGGAGCUAUGGUGGUAUCAUCUUCUACCUCUUACCUUCCUUUCCGAUGUCCUCAACAAACAAGAAAGGAUUUUGCUUUCUUCGCCCCGAGUAAGAAGAAGCUAAACACUAAUCGUCAAUUGGUAAAGCUUCCGUUUUGUCCGGAAGUAACGGCGGCGAAAUGCAAUAUGUUUGAUUACGCGGAAACUGGUGAGAGUUUCGUCGGUGAUAAGCAGUUCGUGCGGUGGUUUCGUGAAGCUUGGCCUUAUCUAUGGGCUCAUCGUGGCUGUACCUUUGUUGUUACUAUCUCCGGAGAUGUCUUAGACGGCCCUUAUUGUGAUCUCGUUUUAAAGGACAUAGCAUUUCUUCAUCACUUGGGCAUAAGGUUUGUUCUAGUUCCUGGAACUCAAGUGCAAAUUGACCAGCUUCUAGCUGAGAGAGGACGCGAGCCAACAUAUGUGGGUCGUUACAGAGUUACAGACUCAGCAUCUCUGCAGGCUGCCAAGGAAGCUGCGGGAGCAAUAUCUGUAAUGAUUGAGGCCAAACUAUCUCCUGGACCUUCCAUUUACAAUAUACGCCGACAUGGUGAUAGUAGUCGUUUGCAUGAAACGGGUGUUAGGGUCGACACUGGUAACUUCUUUGCAGCAAAGAGAAGAGGUGUUGUUGAUGGUGUUGAUUUUGGAGCUACUGGUUUAGUGAAGAAGAUAGAUGUUGAUCGGAUUCGUGAGAGGCUUGAUAGUGGUUCUGUAGUUUUACUGAGGAACUUGGGCCAUUCCAGUUCCGGAGAAGUCUUAAACUGCAAUACCUAUGAGGUUGCUACAGCUUGUGCUUUAGCUAUAGGAGCAGAUAAGCUUAUUUGUAUAAUGGACGGUCCAGUUCUGGAUGAGAAUGGACAUCUUGUUCGCUUCUUGACUCUCCAGGAAGCAGAUACGUUAGUCAGAAAACGGGCACAACAAAGCGAGAUAGCUGCCAAAUACGUGAAGGCUGUUGGGGAUGGAGGGAUAAGUAGUUUUCCUGAACCUCUUGGUUACAAUGGAAUGGCCACAACUCCCAACAAUUAUAAUGGGAGACCAUUUUGGGAAAAACACACUCCAACCUUUCAGAAUGGUGUUGGAUUUGACAACGGAAACGGGUUGUGGUCUGGGGAGCGAGGUUUUGCUAUUGGCGGUGAGGAGAGACUUAGCCGCUUAAACGGAUAUCUCUCUGAACUGGCUGCAGCAGCGUUCGUCUGCAGAGGUGGUGUCAAAAGAGUUCACUUAUUGGAUGGUACUAUAAGCGGAGUGCUAUUGUUGGAGCUUUUCAAAAGAGAUGGAAUGGGGACUAUGGUGGCAAGUGAUGUAUACGAAGGAACCCAAGAAGCGAGAGUGGAAGAUCUUACUGGAAUUAGGAAAAUAAUCAAACCUCUGGAAGAAUCAGGGGCUUUAAUUCGCAGAACUGAUGAAGAGCUACUGCGAGCUAUGGAUUCAUUUGUGGUUGUGGAAAGGGAAGGACAGAUUAUUGCUUGUGCGGCUUUGUUCCCUUUCUUUAAAGAAAAGUGUGGAGAAGUUGCAGCUAUUGCGGUUUCAUCAGAUUGUCGUGGACAAGGACAGGGAGAUAAAUUGCUCGAUUACAUUGAGAAAAAAGCGUCAGCUCUCGGACUUGAGAUGCUUUUUCUGCUAACAACGAGAACAGCUGACUGGUUUGUGAGACGCGGGUUUCAGGAGUGUUCAAUCGAGAUGAUACCAGAGGCAAGACGAGAAAGAAUUAAUCUUUCAAGGAAAUCGAAGUAUUACAUGAAGAAGUUAUUGCCAGACAGGAGUGGGAUCUCUGUUGUUCGUACAUUUCAGUUUGGCCCUUGAGAGUGUCUGAGAAGAAUGUAAUUGACACAGAAAAAUUUCGCUGAAUGUCUAAGAUUCUGUCGAGUUUUCAAUGAAUCAACAAUAUUUCCAGAAUCAGCGAACCGGGUCAUAAGACUGCACCCUUGCUGGUGUGUAUCGCAUGGGCAAAUGUAAAAUUGAGCGGUCAAAACCAGUUUGCAAAUGUUAUGGAUGUAAAAAAUGUAUACUCGACUGAUCCUAGUUGUAGCAAUAUUAUUAUUCACUAGGAUAGUAUCUGCGCUACGCCGUGGGUUUUUCUUGUUUUGUUUUUAUGAAAAUCAUUAUUGACAUAGAUGUGGACAAUGUUCAUUAGUAAUA